AUGCCCCGAAAAGUCCAAAGAUCACUGAUCCAAGUAAUCAGCUUCCUCAUCAUCCUAUGCAUCAUCAUAUUUUUAAACAGACCCCAGUCCACCACCAAAUCCUUCUCCUGGGCCCGCAUCCGCUACAAGACAUCAUCCUCCAUCAUCCCUGAAGCCCGCGGCAUCUGUCCAGGCCUAGCAGGCUCAACCAAACCAGCCCUGGUAGUCUCCCAUGUCGCCGCAGACGGAGACGCAACCUGGCUCGACCCACUAGCAGCCCACUACCAUCUAUGCAUUUACCAUGUGGACGCCCCAGCAGACAAAUCCUCCAAGGUCCUGCAAGUCCCCGCAAACAGAGGCCAUGAAGCAAUGGCCUACCUGACCUUCCUCAUCGACAACUAUGCUGACAUUCCCUCUGCGGGUGCGGUCUUCGUCCACGGCACCCGCUUCGCCUGGCACAAUGAUAGCCCAGACUAUGAUAAUGCCAGGCUGUUACGCGCACUAGAUGUCAAACGCGCCCUGCAGCCAGCUGGAUAUCACAAUCUCCGUUGUGAUUGGAGUGCCGGGACGUGUCCGGCUUCUGUUCCUGCGCAGGGAAGUCUGGAGAUGAGGCUUUCGUCUGCUGUUUCGCCGUGGAGUGCGCGUGCUGCGUCUGAUCGCGCCCUCCCUGCUGCAUUGCGUCAUUUGUUUGGCGCGGAGGAUGAGGAUGUGGUGCAGCUGGCGAGGAAUGAUGCUGUGCGGGCGCAGUGCUGUGCGCAAUUUGUCGUUGCGCAGGAGCGGGUGUGGCAGCAUUCGCGGGAAGAGUAUAUUGCGUUAAGGCAAUGGUUGUUGGAUGGGAGUGAUGAUGGAGUAGCGAGGAAUCCGCAGAGUGGAUCGAGGGCUGCGCCUGGGGAUGAUCGUGUUGCUGGGAGGAUUGUUUCGUAUCUGUGGCAUAUUUUGUUUGCGAGGCUUGGGGAGGAUGGUGUUAAUCUUGAGGAGCUGAAUCGGGAUUCUUGUCCCACUGCUCAAGACUGUUAUUGUCGGUUGUAUGGGCGGUGCUCGUUGACUUGCAGGAAACCGGGGAAUUGUCAGGGACAGUAUGCGGUGCCAAAGUAUUAUAAGUUGCCGGAGGAUUGGGAGAAGACGCAUCCAUGA
Molecule: messenger RNA, 1113 nt
Organism: Penicillium salamii
Lineage: Eukaryota; Fungi; Ascomycota; Eurotiomycetes; Eurotiales; Aspergillaceae
Source: the annotation of a GenBank genome assembly